AUGUCAGCAGAUCACACUAGAGAUCCAUGUCCGAUUGUUGUAUUGAGUGAUUUUGGUGGUGCGUUUGCCAUGGGUGUCAUUGGUGGAUGUGUGUGGCACGGGAUUAAAGGAUUCAGAAACUCCCCAUAUGGAGAAAGAGUGACUGGAGCUUUAUCAGUUGUUAAGACCAGAGCUCCAGUUGUUGGAGGUAAUUUCGGUGUUUGGGGUGGAUUAUUCUCUGCUUUUGACUGUAGUGUCAAGGCAGUUAGAAAGAGAGAAGAUGCUUGGAAUGCUGUUAUCGCAGGAUUUUUCACUGGGGGAGCUUUGGCUAUUAGAGGUGGUUGGAGACAUACUAGAAACUCUGCCAUUACAUGUGCAUGUCUCUUGGGAUGUUUUGAAGGUGUUGGUGUUUUAAUGCAAAAGGUGAUGGCACAACCUCAGCAGAACAUUUAUGGUGAUGCUCCAAUGAGUGCUUAA
Messenger RNA from Lizanozyma spartinae, 456 nucleotides. RefSeq names its product protein transporter (gene TIM17). Gene Ontology annotation, molecular function: transmembrane protein transporter activity. NCBI's taxonomy places the organism in Eukaryota, Fungi, Ascomycota, Pichiomycetes, Serinales, Debaryomycetaceae. Gene Ontology annotation, cellular component: TIM23 mitochondrial import inner membrane translocase complex; mitochondrial inner membrane. Gene Ontology annotation, biological process: protein import into mitochondrial matrix. Bases 1 to 456 code for a protein of 151 amino acids. The record is from RefSeq and is a predicted model, not a curated record. The transcript has a single exon.